Messenger RNA from Momordica charantia (bitter melon), 1222 nucleotides. NCBI's taxonomy places the organism in Eukaryota, Viridiplantae, Streptophyta, Magnoliopsida, Cucurbitales, Cucurbitaceae. The record is from RefSeq and is a predicted model, not a curated record.
UAAAAUCCUCUCUCCUCUGGUCCAACUUCAUUCACUCCUGAAAGAGAAUUAAAAAAACAAACUCUCGAGAGAGGGAAAGAUGCUUGUGAGUCGACCUCUUUCUUUAUUUAGAAGGUCGCCGAGCAAUCUCUCUGUGCCGGGGGCGGAUGCUCCAUAUUCGGGGCUGUUUGUGGUGACAGAUGAAGAAGCUGAGGCAGAAGAUUCGUUCUGUUGGGGAAUUUGCCGGCGGAGGAAGAUAAAGAAGCCGCCAUUUCCGACAGACAGAAUUCUGACCAUUCUUCAUAGCUCUUCUCAGUAUGAAGACACUAAGUCUACAAAGGUUUGGCUGGUCCCUGUUCUUGAUCGUCCUCUCUCUUCCAAUCGCUACUAUGUUAUCAAAGCUCGAGGCAAACAUAAAGGAAAAGCAUAUAGAUGCUCUAGAGAGGAUGACAUAACAACAUGUUGCUUUGGAGACGUUUUAAGUGACAAGAAGCCAAUACCCUUCAAUUUGAAAGACAUAUACCAACAAUUUCAGAUUCACCGCCACCACGGCGGCGGUUUCUUUGCUCAGGCCGUAGCUCCCGAUGGCGUUCCUCCCAAGUUUCUCAGAACAAAAGGAUGGAAAAUGCGUUCCUCGUCAAGCUUGCAUCUUCCUUUUGAAGAAGCUCUUGGCUUAGACUCCUCUCGUAGACAGCUCCUUCCAGACUUCGACUUCCCUAUCUUUACCACCCGCUCGCCCUCUGUGGUGAUCGGAAAAUGGGCCGUGGGACUGAGUGUAGCGUUGGUCGAGAAGAUGAGAUGGGUGCAAGAAGCGGGCGGUUGGUUCGGCGGUGGCGAGAACGGCGGAGAGAAAGUAGUGAGGGUGGAGAAAGUUGAAGAAAUUAGAAGUGAGAAUGAAUGGAGAAGAUUUAGCCUUUAUAUGUUGGUGGAGAGCUUUGUUCUUCGAAGAUUGAAUGGAGGUUUGCUUUGGAAAUAUAAUUUCAGGCACACUCAUACCAUCAAAUGCAAAUGGGAAUAGCAAGCCACAUUAUACUAUGUUCCCUUCUUAGAUUUAAACUUAUCAAUCUACCGUUGUAAAUUUUGUAGGUUUGAACCUCAUAUCCUUGGUUGGUAUAAUGUUGCCAAGAAAGUAAAAAUGUGUUAUUAUCAAAACCUACUUGAGUUGGAAAGACCUCAUAGUGCAACAAGAGUUUAGAUCUACAUCAUCUAGAGAUAAAUACAUUUUUGGUCCUUAAUUAAAGUU